AUGAGCACGGAGAAUAAUUGCACCAAAUGCAACCAGGCUAUAACUGGCACUGAUUUCGUUUUGUGUCGUGGAUACUGUGGUUGCAUGUCGCAUAUGCAGUGUUCUGGUCGUACGGGCGUCACACGUGCGCUUAUGAACUACUUCACGACACACCGGAAAAACUUGUAUUGGAUGUGCGACAACUGUGCAGAACUGUUCGAAAACUCCCAUCUCCGUUCUAUUACGAAAAUUGCUGAUGAGAAGUCGCCUCUGAUGUCUCUUACGGAGGCAAUCAGCAACCUACAGACGGAAAUUAAGCAGUUGUCGUCCAAGCCUGUUCCUCCUGUUUUACCGCCUGUUCCUUCUGCUCAAUCUUCUGCCUUGAGACGCUGGCCUACCAUCGAUCCCGUGAGACCUGCCAAACGACCCCGUGGGCUGGAUUUGCCUCAAAAAGCAGCCGAGUGUCAGUCUGGUUCUAAGCAGACAGGAGAGAAUGUGGUAUCUGUCCCCACCUGCGAAAUACCGGCGGACAAAUUCUGGCUCUAUUUGUCCCGUAUUCGACCCAACGUUUCAAAUGAGCAAAUCCUAGCGAUGGUUCGAGCAAAUAUCGAGAUGGACACAGACCCUGAGGUCGUGAAGCUAGUUGCGAAAGGAGUAGAUACUAGUAACAUGACCUUCAUCUCCUUCAAAGUCGGCCUGGACCCGGCUCUAAAGGCUGUUGCGCUUGACCCUUCGACGUGGCCUGAGGGAAUCAUGUUCCGUGAAUUUGAGGAGUACUCGACCCGAAAAUUUCGGAAACCUUCCGUAGUAGCACUGACACCAACAUCCGCCACGCCACAUGCAGACAAAAUGCAGCAAUAA
This is a messenger RNA of Aedes albopictus (Asian tiger mosquito), 840 nucleotides long. RefSeq lists its product as uncharacterized. Bases 1 to 840 code for a protein of 279 amino acids. NCBI's taxonomy places the organism in Eukaryota, Metazoa, Arthropoda, Insecta, Diptera, Culicidae. The record is from RefSeq and is a predicted model, not a curated record. The transcript has a single exon.